GGCCCCUAGCUAAUACCUGCAGCUGUGUGUAGUAUAUAUAGAGCCGUUUGUGCGUAGCUCGGUCGAUCGUAUCCAUCACGAUUCACAAGGCAGUUAAUUUGAUCUUGGUUUUUCGAGCUCUAAAACUGCUGAUCGAUUCAAUACUCAGUAGCUAGCUAGCUAUAGCCACCUAAUUCAUCGCCACGUACAAACGGACAUCUGCUUUCUGAAACUGUUUCUGUUGAUAGCCGGUGAUCAUAACAGCGCAGAUAAACGUACGGCUUCCAAAUGAAGCAAAAGAUCGUGAUCAAGGUGUGCGCGCCGUGCGAGGGGUGCCGGGCGAAAGCGCUGGAGGUGGCGGCGAGGGCGGCGGACGGGGUGAUCUCGCUGGCGAUCACCGGCGACGACAGGGACAAGCUGGAGGUCGUCGGAGUCGGCGUCGACGUGACCCGCCUCGUCAUCUGCCUGCGCAAGAAGGUGUGCUACGCCGAGAUCCUGCUGGUGGAGGAGGAGAAGGAGGAGGAGGAGAAGAAGGAGCCGGAAUGCAAGCCGUGCUACUGGCCUCCCUACUGGUGCCCGCCGCCGGAGGAUCCGACUUGCAAGCCGUGCUACCCUCGCUACAGCUACGCGCCGCCGCCGCCGGCGGUCGUCGUCUGCGACGAGCCCAGCGCCUGUUCCAUAAUGUAAAAAAGGAAAAAGAAAUUAAAGAAAAAAAAAGAGAUUUGAAGGAAGAGACGUCUCUUCAAGCACUUUUUUAAGAAGAAAUUGUGAACGUGUUAAGGAUAUUGAACACAAGAUAUUGAGAUUGAAACCACACGACCCUUAUAUUA
This is a messenger RNA of Oryza sativa Japonica Group (Japanese rice), 809 nucleotides long. RefSeq names its product heavy metal-associated isoprenylated plant protein 47. The record is from RefSeq and is a predicted model, not a curated record. Lineage: Eukaryota; Viridiplantae; Streptophyta; Magnoliopsida; Poales; Poaceae.